Lethenteron reissneri (Far Eastern brook lamprey) is the source of this 2823-nucleotide messenger RNA. RefSeq names its product tumor necrosis factor receptor superfamily member 26-like. The record is from RefSeq and is a predicted model, not a curated record. Gene Ontology annotation, biological process: immune response-regulating cell surface receptor signaling pathway. Lineage: Eukaryota; Metazoa; Chordata; Hyperoartia; Petromyzontiformes; Petromyzontidae. Gene Ontology annotation, cellular component: external side of plasma membrane; CD40 receptor complex. Gene Ontology annotation, molecular function: protein binding.
UCCACCAGCAGCGGUGUGAGGAGGACAUGGGCAUUGCUUCUUUUCCCCUUCCACGUAUCUCCUUCCACUGGAUCGUCCUUCUGGCUGUGGUGAAUGCACGCGCGUGCAACGAAACGACCCAUUACUUGUUUGACAACAUCUGUUGUGAAAAGUGUCCUCCAGGCACGUUUUUGUCUUUGCCGUGUGGUGCCAGCUCCAAGACACAAUGUGCGCCCUGCAGGUCUGGAACAUUCCAGAACGAGCUGAACAAGCGCCAGAACUGCGAACCGUGCACCCGCUGCAACACGGCUCUGUCUCAUCAGGAGUUGGACAAAUGCACAGCUGUGCGCGACCGGGUUUGUGGUUGCGCUCCCGCAGUUCACGUGCGCCACUGCCUCACAGAUGACUGCUCCAAAUUCCUUUGCUGCAAAGGCUGCCCUCAAGGUCACAAGAUUGAACGAGCGUGCAACUUGAUGAAUGCAACCAAAUGUACUCCUCUCCCAACCGACGUGGACACUGAUGGCCACAGAAGCAGCACAUACUCUAGCAGACUUGAAGUUACUCUUGGCAACAACACACCGAACGAAUGGCUCGGCUGUCCAUCGGCGUGGCUGUUUGCCGCACUGGCGAUUCUCACCCUCCUCCUGUUGCGGCUGUCGUGUUGCCUUGCCUGCACAUUGAGGGGUGGCAAGAGGCACGCGAGGACUGCAAAAGGUUCAUGUUCAUCCACGACGGCAUUUUCCCUCCAUGCGGAUCCCUCGUGCAGUCUUUAGGUUGGCGACCACGAGUUUUUGUUUGUGACUGUCACCAGUAGCCCUCGGCUGUGGCUUUCCACAAGCCUCAACCCACGCAUUCAGACGCGGGUAAUACGUUUGGGCGUGGGUGUGCUCUGCCAGCCAUAGGAGAACCUGUGACAAAAUAAGUAAUAUAAAAAAAAACGUUUUUAACAACACGCUUACAUGAAAUGUACCCUACUCGUAAUGGCAGAACUCUACGACUCCAGGAAGUGGUCGCAAAGCUUAUCGUGGUGAUUUUAAACUAACGUUAGUUGAGCGUGGACAAUUAGACGCAAGCCGAAACAUAACAUAUAAAAAAGAUUGUUGAAAAAUAUUUGUUUUAUAUAGAAUAUAUUAUUGUCAUCAGUAUGACAUAAGUAUACCAAGUUUGCAGUCAAUACCACAUUGGGAAGUGGGUAAAAUUUUAGUUACAAGAUUUGAGGAUACAACGACAACGACAGACAGAGUGAGUUAAUAAAGAGCGUGUAAAAAAACUAUUUGGGCGUGUUGCAUAAUUAUAAACAUACACGGGACAAGCUUAACAACCAAAUUUUGAUCACUUUAGUUCAAUAGACUAUACAAUUAUUUUUCGUAGUGUUAUUAGAAUGAUGAGCUUUUGUGUGCAUUAGAGCGCCGUUGUGGCGAGAUGUUAACUUCCUCGCCUGGUAUGCAGGAGGUCGUGGGAUCGAUCCCGACUCUGACGCCUGCUGCUGUAUAUUUAGAGUUUGCAUGUCUCCCCGUGGAUUUUUCUCUGGGCCCUCUGAGGUGUCCUUCCACAUUUAGAAACAACGUGUGUUUAGAGCAGUGGUUCUUAACCUGGGAUACACGCACCCCCUGGGAGUGUGUGAUGCCCUUUCUGAUAGUGCAGUUAAGAACCACUGGUUUAGAGUAUUCGGCUCCUAUAAACGUCCACAUGAUAAUCCAUUUCGUUGAGCUAUCAUUUGUGAUAGCCAAGGUACUUCUGAAAAAUAACUAUACAGCUUUAGUGGGCCUUGCCUGGUAAAAAUAAAAGUUUAAUUUGGUUUUCGUCUAAUGAAUGCAGAACCCCUUGAGUGACUUGGGGCCCUAAGCUUCAUGUGAGUUUGCUCGUGUCUCAUGCCACCAAUGCACACAAUACGUGUGGAUACGCUGGGACUUUUAAAAAAAUCUGUUUUUACUGUCACAAUCUAUGUAUGAGUGGCCAUAAACACCCCUGAGUUUGCCGCUAACUUUAUGAUAUUUUAUUGAGCUGAAGACCCUUGUGGAAUUCGAGCUAUGACAGGCCUUAGCUCGUGGAAGUUAUAUGCAGGACUCAGGAUUCUGCUGCCCUUUUAAAAUACAGGAGCUGGUGGGACAGUAUUUGCUUUUUUAUUUUAUUUUGUCAUUGUGGUGUGCACGCAAGCCAGGUACAACGCGCCAGUCACCGGAUGGUUUGUGGGGAGGGGGAACAGAAAUGGUGGUGGAGGAGAUUCGGCACGAAAAAUGUGUUGGGUUAGAGCGUGUAAACAUGUGUCGUUAAACCCGCCAUUUAUAUUGACGCAAUCUAACCCAACAACUUGUUUUAUGGAUUCUAAGGGUAGACUGGGUGUGAGUGGGGGGAGGGAAAGAACACGCUAUAAAUUUAGAUUUAAAGCUUUCGUGACUGCAGGGAUUCAUCUUCUUGGUUUUUUCGGUAAAGUCACGUAGAAUGGAAAUAAAAAAAUAAUAAAAAUAAAACAUAAUAAAAUAAUUCUCACGACGUUUCGGCCACAACGCAAGCAGCCGUCCUCAGGUGGAGAACAGGUCUGCUGAGGAGAGAGAGUCAACACACUAUAAAUCACGAUGAGAAGGAAUCUGCCACUAUUUGGACGCAUAUGUAGGAUGGACAACAACAGGAAAAUGAAAUGUGUCUUGUUAGGAAAAAUAGAAGUAACCGGAAAGAAAGGAAGACCUGACAGAGAAUGGCUUGGCGACAACAAUAACAGAUUGGUGCCAGAAAGAUGUGCACCUACUUGGGCAUAUUGGCACAAGACAGAGGAAGAGUGGAAACAAAUGACGAAAUGUGCAGUGAACACCUCCCAAGAUAACCACUUUUUUCACCUGAUGACGG